AUGGAGCUCCUCUUUGGCAGCGGAGAUGAUGACGUGUCUGAUGCGCCAGGCGCCGCGCCGGAGGCUGCCCCGCCGCCUGCAGCCGCCGGGGACUUCUUCGGGGCGGCUGUGACACCCGUGCUGGUGGAGGCGGAGACGCCCUUGCAAGCACAGCUGAAAGGCCAUUUGAAGGACUUCCAGGACAAAGUCACGGCUGCAGGUGCUGCCCCUCCGCGAAAAGAUUUGGAAUCCGAGGAGGAGCUCUUGACCGCGCUCUUCCGGAGCACAGAGGCUGUGCGGAUGCGCGAGGCGCGCCGGGCGCCGGGCACGUGGCUGCAGUGCCUGGAGGCGUCCAUGGAUGCCGCGGAGAUUUUGGCGCCGGCCUGGCCGCGGCCAGGACGCGUCAAAGUGUCGCUCUCUCCAAAACACGGCUCGGGCGCGGCUGCCGGCAACACAGCGAGAGGUCCGCCUUCCAGUCCUCUACCAGAGGAGGUGGAGGGCGUGGAAGAGGUGAUUCUCGCCGAUGAGGCACCAGCUUCCGCAGCCUCCAGCCCGACACAGGAGCUUUUGGUUGAUGAACGUAUCCAUGAGCCGCGUGCAGUGGCCGAGGCAGCGGUGGAGGGCGUGGAGCUGAAGGAGUUGGUGGAGCCGGAGCCAGCACCAGGGCUUCAAGAGAGACAGGAGACACCACAGACACCAGGGCCCCAGGCACCGGAGGCACAGGAGGCACCGGAGCCGAAAGAGCUGAAAGAGCUGAAAGAGCCACCGAAGGAGAGCCAGGAGAUCUUUGCGCGCCACGAUGAUGGGGAUGGCUAUUUGUCUCGCGAGGAGUUGGACCGUCUCAAGGCUGACACCAGCCUGGAGCUGGACUUCGACCGGCUGGACGCGGAUGGCGACGGCCUCAUCAGUCAAGAGGAGUUGGCCAACGCCAUGGAUUGGGACGCCAUCGGGCCAGCAGUUGACGAGGCUCCUCCGGAGCCAGGCCAGCUAGGCCCACUGCAGGAGCUCUAUCGUGCCUAUGCGGGUUCUGAUGGGCUUUUGUCCCGCUUGGAGCUGCAGCAGAUGAAGGGGGAGAAUGCCCGACUACAGGAGUUGGACCUGGAGAAGUUUGAUUUGGAUGGCGAUGGGAUUGUGACACAGGAGGAGUUCGCACGCGCGCUGGAUUGGGAUGCCGUGGACGAGGUCCAUCCCGAGGCCGCUCCGAGUCAAAGGUCUUCCACCAGUGCCAAGUUGAUGAGCGUCAUCAAUGUGCAGAAGCAGUCACGAGAGGCCUUCGAGCGGGCGCGACCUGCUGCGAGCCGGAAGGAGAAGCGAAAGGCCAAGAGGAACCUCCAGGUGCGCACGUCCAGGCCACGGUGUGGAGCAUGUCGGUGGAUGAGGCACGAGGAAGCUGGCAGAAGGUCAGAAGGUUUACCAGAAGCUCUUGGUGAUCCUUCUCCCAGCAUUCCGUUGGGAACACCCAACUUGACCGGUGAGAGAACACAAGCAGAAGACGAUGAGCCCGCAAUGAGUGCCCCGAGGAGAUCUCUAGAGGUGCCUGCCGCAUCUCCUGUCGAGCCAGAGCUGAAACCAAGGCUUUCGAGGCACGAGGAAGCUGGCAGAAGGUCAGAAGGUUUACCAGAAGCUCUUGGUGAUCCUUCUCCCAGCAUUCCGUUGGGAACACCCAACUUGACCGGCGAGAGAACACAAGCAGAAGACGAUGAGCCCGCAAUGAGUGCCCCGAGGAGAUCUCUAGAGGUGCCUAACCCAUCCCCAGCAUCCCCUGUUGAGCCAGAGCUGAAACCAAGGCUUUCGAGGCAGUCGGGUGCGGAGUUGGCGGAGUACGCAGCAGCAGAGUUGCGAGAGGCCGGCGUCCUCCAGUCGGACGAGGAGUCAGGUGCCGAGGAGCACGACUUAGGCAGUGAUUUGGAGACCUUCUGA
Messenger RNA from Durusdinium trenchii, 1899 nucleotides. NCBI's taxonomy places the organism in Eukaryota, Dinophyceae, Suessiales, Symbiodiniaceae. The record is from the annotation of a GenBank genome assembly.